This is a messenger RNA of Nicotiana tabacum (common tobacco), 2024 nucleotides long. NCBI's taxonomy places the organism in Eukaryota, Viridiplantae, Streptophyta, Magnoliopsida, Solanales, Solanaceae. The record is from RefSeq and is a predicted model, not a curated record.
AUUAGAUAGUUUCAAAAUUGAAAUGCUGUUGAAUCGUGUUAAAUCUGUUACAUCUUUACUGAUAUAUUGCUGGUUGUUUGUUCUUAGUGUUAUUGUUUUAAGUGGUGCGUUGGCUGGUGGGUUAUUAUCUCGGAAACAUGAGGCAUUUGGUCCUUAAGUGGUAAAAUAUGCUUGAGGAUGGUUUGGUUUAUCCAAGAUUCUGUUGAGUUUGAAUUUUGAAGGUGCAAUUGUUGUAUGCAUUUUAGGAUCUCAAAUCAUACUUGUUUAAUUUAGUGGGGUUGGAUAUGACUUAGAAAAUAGAUCCUCGAUCAAAAAACAGCUAUGAGACGAUUGAUUGAACCUGUGGUUGUUGGUUACUUGUUUGUAUGACAUUGUAGCUCCAGUUUCAAUAGGUGAGAAAUUAAUUGUUUACUUGGGGAGAUAUUAUUGUGGCUAUUUAAUACUUUAUAAGUUGGAUGAUUUCGAAAAAAAAAGUAACAUGCUUGAUGAAUGUUUUCUUUGGUAGUAGAAGCAGAGGAUAUACCACUCUUUGAUCUUUAAGGUUGCCACAAUAAAGUGUUUGGUGGCAUGAUUAUUUGGAGUGGCAAACACCCAGCAUGUAGUUUAUGGUUCAAAGUGAUUGUUCUUUUGCAGGUAUAAGAUUUAAAAGUGAUGCAACUUCUGUUCUUCCUGUGAAAAUUAUUGAGUAAACAAACUCCUUAUGGGAAAAUAAGGAGAGUUGGUAAAUCUGUGCAUAUCAACUGUGUUUUGGUUUGACCAGAUUAAGAGCCAACUUUUUGAAUUGAAUUGUGGUUACUUUUGGAAGUUUGGGAUCAUCAAAUAUUCUUGGAUUAUUUGUGAAGAGGACUGAUUUGGUUCAGCAUUAUUAUUCCACUUCACAAAAGCACAAACAAACGUGAAAGGAGCAACUAUGAUGUUCAGCAUUAUUAUUCCAUUUCACUUUUAUCUGGCCAAUUUGACUCAAUUCUAUAGAGCAAUCUGUGACUAGAUUGAGGUGUUAACACAAAUAAAAGAAAGAUUUGAAACUACAUAACCUCUGUCAAUUAGCUUAUCAGAAAAUGAAAAAGGUAUAUUGAAUCUCCCAUCAGUCUAAAUGUUAGGUGGAUACGCGAACACCACCAUUACAAGAAACAAGAAAAAUCUUGAAUCCUUAAUCAAGUUACAAGAAAAGCACUAAUCUUGCUUUAAAUUAUAUUUUGACGCAAAGUGAAAUAGACAAGUAACGAACAUUUUUAAAUUUCAUUUUAAUUCAAGACCGAUCCAUUCUCCAGAGAGAAGGCAAGAAAAUAAUUCUACAAAGAUAUGACAUACCGAUGUUGUAUUAAUCUCUUAUGAGAAUGCCCAUAUAAGUAAGAGAACAUUUGGACUAUAAAAGAAGGAACAAAAAAUAACCUUUUAAACUCACACUUUGUGCAUUGUUUUUGAUAAUACUUUUUAUUUUUCACAGAAAGCGAAAGGUGGUUGUUUAAAAGCUACAAAGAAAACCCGGGAAAUUGGAUAACCGAUUGAGUAGUGAAUGGUCCAAGUGUGAUGACAGGUCGUUAAUUACUCCGGUAUAUGCUUUUAUUCUCCCUCUCAUUCUUCCCCUUUAUCUUCACAGCUCCUUCACUCUGUUGUUGUGUAUUUGCUAUCUCAACAAUGGCGGAAGAUCAUCCAUUGUUGCCGAAUCGCGCCAUGGAAAUAGAACAAACGGAGAGUGGAGGCGAAGCAGCAGCAGCAACAAAGAAGAAGAAAGCUAAACCUGCUCGGGUUGCUUCUCUUGAUGUCUUUCGUGGCCUCUGCGUUUUGCUUAUGAUGCUUGUGGACUAUGGCGGCUCUAUUUUCCCAAGUAUUGCUCAUUCCCCGUGGAAUGGUUUACACUUGGCAGAUUUUGUGAUGCCAUUCUUCCUCUUUAUUGCUGGAGUUUCCCUUGCAAUUGCAUAUAAGAAAGUUUUAGACAGAAAAGGAGCCACUUUGAAAGCUGUGUUAAGGACAUUGAAACUUGUCCUCCUCGGUGUUUUUCUUCAAGGUAAUCUUACUAGCUU